Messenger RNA from Ilex paraguariensis (yerba mate), 708 nucleotides. The record is from the annotation of a GenBank genome assembly. Lineage: Eukaryota; Viridiplantae; Streptophyta; Magnoliopsida; Aquifoliales; Aquifoliaceae.
AAAAAGGCAAAUCGGCCAGAAAAAGAACGGAGGAGAAAAAGCGACAAGGAGAGAGGAGAAAGGGAAGGACGAGGAGGAGAAGGAGAAAAAUGUGGAAGAACAAGAACAAGAAGAAUAAGGAGUAGCAAGAGGAGAAGGAGAAGAAACAUAAGGAAUGGAAGGAGAUGGAGAAAGCGGAGGAUGAGAAGCAACAGGAAAUGCAUGGGAAAAAGGAGGAAGAGAUGCAGAAGAAGAACUAGAAGACAAGGAAGAAGAAGAAUGAGGGAGGAGAAGAAAAAGGAUGAGAAGAAGAAGGAGAAACAGGAAAAUCGACAGGAAAAAGAAAGGAAGAGGAGUAGAUUGAGGAAGGAGGAGUGGCAAGAGGAGAAGAAGAGAGAGAAGGAAGAAAAGCAAGAGGAAAAACAGGAGAAAAAGGAGAGAAGAGAAGUCACUCGGAAGAUCAAGACUCGUCAAUUUGCUUGGAGGCUGUCGGUGGGUUGGGUUCUUGGUGGUUUGAUUCUUGGUUUAUUUGAUUCUUGGUUUAUCGCUGGUGGUUUGUUGGUGGAACUAGUUGGGUUGUUUGUGGAAGCUGUGCUGGUGAAGCUGUGUUGGUGGAGGAUGUCUGUGGGCAGUGGGUUUGUCACUGGGUGCUUGCCGGUGGAGACUGGUUUGGUGUUGCUUGUUGAUGGCCGGGUGGUUUCGUCGUGUUGCUUGUUUGGCGGAGGCUAG